Messenger RNA from Plasmodium gonderi, 4854 nucleotides. RefSeq lists its product as hypothetical. The transcript has 4 exons. Lineage: Eukaryota; Apicomplexa; Aconoidasida; Haemosporida; Plasmodiidae. The coding region runs from base 1 to 4854 and encodes 1617 amino acids. The record is from RefSeq and is a predicted model, not a curated record.
AUGAAUAUAAACAUUUUAAAUAAAAAAAAAAAAAAAAAAAAUAUUUUUUCUGACGACGAAGAAAGCGACAAAAAGGAUGAGAAGGAACAUGAAAACGGAAUAAAAGUACCAGAAGAAUCGGAAAAUUUAGUGUCUACAAACACAACGGAGCAGAUUCACUGUGGGGGAAAUAUUGAUGCUGAAGCUGGUAAAGCAACUAGUACUAAUGAGGAGGGAGCAAAGGUUGCAGUGACGGAAAAAGAAAUGUCAGAAAAUGCAGAGAAUAAAACUGAUAUCAGAGAAAGUAAUGACGAAAUAAAUGGAGAACCUACUAAAUUAAGGGGUGAUAAUGAACAAGAACAAGAUACUAGUAAUAUCCAAAAAGAAAAUGUUUUAAAAAAAAAAAAAAAAAAGUUGCGAAGAUUGGAAAAAUCCAUUGAGGACGAAACUGAAACGGAGGAAAGUGUACAGCAUAAUUUGGAGCAAAUUUCACAGCAAGAGAUACACAAUGAAAAGCAAGUUCGUAAACUUAGCAAAAAAGAUUUUAUUAUAAAAAAUUAUGCACAUGAAAAAAAACAGAAGGAGGAAAAACAUAAAGGAAAAAGUGACCCAUACAAUGAUGGUCAUGAAAUUCCUGUGGAGAGAAGAGAACCAGUUCAUGAUACAGCAUCCGAUCGAGACACUGUUGAACAGAGUGUAGAAAGAAAAAGAAAGGAGAAGAAAAAGAUCAAUGAUGAUGAGAGUUCCCAUGACAGGGAUGACAUUUAUCAUAAUCCUGAUAAUAGUGAAGAUGAUGAAAAGAAUUACGAGGAGGUGUACCAUGGAGAUGGUCCUUUGGGAACCGAAGAGGAAGAGGAGGAUAAAUUUUCCCAAGACUUGAGCGACGAAGAGGAAAAGAGGAAUAAGCACAUAAAAAAAAAAAAAAAAAAGACAAAAGAAGAUAUCCCAAAACUGAACGAAUCAGAGCGUAACAAAUUUAAGUUAGAUAAAGACGAAGAUAAUAUGACUUAUUUGAAAGAAAGAAAAAAAAAAAAAAUGAAAAAUUCUAAACUGAUGCUGGAUGUAAAUCCAAAUGAAGAGAAAUUGAAGCUAAAACUAAUUUGUAUAUCUUUUCAUAAGAAGGAAUACAAUAUUGAGGAAUUUAUUUUCGAAAGUUUAAAAGUAAUCAUCCCUCAAAACAAAACUGAACUAUUUUUAAAUCAACAAAAUAUAAUCAUCGAUUCUACAAGUAGGGAUGAUUUAAAAAAUUUGGAAAUUUUUUGGUUCGACAGAUUGACGAAAAACAGACGUAGAAGCAUAAUGAAUUGUUUCACCACGCUCAGCAAGAUGAGUCCAAAGGAAAUGGAGGACAACUUGAAUACCUCGCCUCCAAAUGUGGCUAGCGCUAACGAACCUUUAAUUAACGAUUCCAAGAACAUACCUAACAGUUCUCAAAAUGUAGCUGACAGUUCUAAAAAUAUACCUGACAGUUCUAAAAAUGUACCUGACAGUUCUAAAAAUGUACCUGACAGUUCUAAAAAUGUACCUGACAUUUCUCAAAAUGUACCUGACAGUUCUAAAAAUGUACCUGACAAUUCUCAAAAUGCAACUGACAGUCCGAAGAACGUAGCUCAUAAUUCCGCAAGUAUACCAAUCACUGCCUCCAAUAUAAUUGACGCUAACGAGAAUAUAUCUAAUGUUUCCCAUAAUCCAACUAUCGAUGGCUCAAAUGUAGCUAGCUACACUCCAGAUACUUCUAGGACAGCUGGAAAAAAUAUAAACGGUCUGGAGGACAUAUUCAACAAAAAGAAGGAUACAAUAAUAGUAGACUAUUUAGCGGCAUUAUGCACGGAACAAGUUAAACUGAUUAAGCUGUACAUCUCAUAUAUUAGGAAGAAUAUUUAUGAUAUGUCAUCCAUCACAGAGAAUAAUGAAAAAAUAAAAGAAAUGAACAUUUUGGAACCAAUAAAAAGGAGAGAAAUGUUUUUUUACCUAAAUUUGUGCAUCUCGAUGAAUUAUAUUCAAGAACAAUCGCCAAACGUAUAUACACCACCUAUCGACGUCACACCAGACAUUAGAGGAUUUAAUUUGCAUCCCAUGUUUUCACAUAUAAAUAAAAAAAUAAACGAACAAAGAAAAGGCAAUAUUAAAAAUCCAUGGGAGAAAUUAAAAUUAUUAAAAAAAUCAAAAAAAACAGAUUCAGAAAAUAAAAAUCACGAUAACAGUGUGCACAAAUGUGAGGUAGAUGCACACAUGGUCAAAAAAAAAAAUGAAGCAAAUGAGGAAGAAGAAGAAGAAAAAGAAGAAGAAAAAGAAGAAGAAAGAGAAGUAACAGCAACAACAGAAUCCGCUGCAGGAGGAGGAAGAGUCGCAGCAGCAGAAGCAGAAGAAGAGGAUUCUGAAAAAAGGAAAAAUGAUAAAUACACAGGUGAUAACGAUAUGUCACAGAAAAAAUCGUUAGAAGAUGAAGGGAAAAAAAAGAAAGCAUUAGAAGAAAUGAAAAAAAAAAAAAAAGAAAAAGAUGACAAAAAGGUUUAUAAUGUGUAUUCGCUACUCGAAUCCGCAGCUCAAUAUUUUGGAGAAGGUCCAAAAUAUUCAAAUCCCAAUAUGCAUGAAUUCUACAAGUCCAAUAUUAAUCAGUUGGUAUAUAUUAAACCACCAAAUAACAUAGAUGAAAAAAAUAUUUUAAUUAAUUAUUUUUUGCAAUUUCCAAGCAUUACAAAAAAAUUAGAGUACAAUAAAAGAAGAAUUUAUGCAGAAAAUUAUGGACUUGUUAAAAUAGUUAAAAAUAACGAAAAUCUCCCAAUUAAUUUUACUUUACACACACAACCUUGGCUAUUAGAAUCAUAUGAACACUUAUGGAAUGAGCAAAAUAAACUGAACAAUUUUGACAUUUUCAACAUGUCCAAUUUGUUAGAUGAUAAUGAUGACGAUGAUGACUUUGGGGGGGGAGGCUUCGAGUACAACCAGUUCUCCUUGACCAAACCUGAGAUUGUCAAACCUGAGAUUGUCAAACCUGAGAUUGCUAAACCUGAGAGUGCCAAACCUGAGAGUGCCAAACCUGAGAGUGCCAAAUCUGAGACUGUUCAACAGGACGGGGUGGGGUCUGUAUGGUCAAACUCCCACUCCCCUAGCAAACGAGACCAGAAGAAUGUUGCGUCAACUAGUGAAAUUAAAAAACGUGAUAGCAAAAGUAAAAGUGAAUUUUUAACAAAAAAAAUAAAAAAAAUUUUCCCCACUAAGGACUCCAAACAGCUAAAGUUGACAUCCUUUGUGAGUAAAGAAAAAAUUAGUAAAUAUAUGAAUGUAACCAAGAAAGAGGAAAGAGAAGAGCAAGACAAAGAUAAGCAAACCUUGGGGGAAUCAAACAAUGUUCCAAUUAUAAAUCAGCAGGAAGAACAAACAAAUGAUUCCACUGUAGUAGCCAAUGAAAAUGAAGAAACAGAAUAUAUAAAAAUAAAAAUAAAAAAAAAAAGAGUUUUAGACGAUGAAGCGAUCAAUGACAUAUAUGCAGAUCAAAAAACAAAGAUAAAAUCCAAUGAUAAUCAAAAAAAUGGAACAGAUAAUGAAAUAAAUUUUUCUAAUGAACAGAAGGAGCAAAAUAUCAACCGUGAAAAUUGCACUAGCACCACUAGUCUUAUUAAUGAAUUUGAAAAUGAUGAUAUGAAUGAAAAAGAGAAUAGGAUGUAUCACGAGGAAAGCAAAAUUAUAAAAAACAUACGAAAAAAAAAUGAGAAUUUGGAUGAAGAAGAAGAGAUGAAGAAGGAAAAUGACAAUAUAAACGAUCAUUACAAGAAAACAGAGAUAAGUGGAAAUCAAAAUGCAGAUGAAGAAAAAAAUGAAAAGGUAGUUGAAGACAAAAAAGGAAAUGCAGAUAAUGUAAAGAAUUCAGAAUAUAAGGACAUAAAAGAAUCUAUUGCCAAAGAAAGGAAAAGCCUUCGGCAUGAAAAAAUGCAACACAUGUUUGAGUUAGAAGCAGAGGAAAGCGAUGACGAAAAUAUAGAAGAUUUGGAAGAAAGGAGAAGAGCACAAAUGUUGAAACAAAAUAAUCAAACGGAGGAGUCCGAGGAUGACGAACAAUACAACAGCGAAGAACUUAACGAAUUCAUAAAUAAUGAAGAAUACAACAGCGAUAAUGAAAUUGUUAAGCUUAAACACAAACAAGAAAUGGAAAAAUUGGAAGAAGACAUAUUUAUAAAGAAAUUUACUUAUCAGGGAAAGGAAUUUAAUAAUGAAUUAACAAACAGAGAAAAACUGGAACUAGCAAAAGAAAAAGAAUUACUAAGAAGAAAAAAACUUUUAUUUAACAGUACCUUAGGACAUGUCAAGUUGAGUGAUUUCGAAUCAGAUAGUAGUACUAGCAGUAAUGCUAGCUUGAAAAAACGUAUCAAAAAUACCUUGUACGAACCUUUUACUGAACUUGAGAAUGUAAAAUUGUCAAAAAGAAAUAAUAAUAUUAUUGGUAGCUCCUACAAGGAAAAUAUCUUCAAGAGAGGAGAAGACAUUAGAAAUUUAGAGGACCAACAGAGGAGAAAAAUUUUAGAAAAAAUAGACAACGUUAUGUACACAAAAGAAAUAAAAACAAACGAAGGAAAAAGAAUAGUAAUUAAGAAAAAAAGAAAAAUUCGUUUUCAUCAAGAUUUAUCCGACGUUACAGUAACAGAGGAAGAACAAGUUGACACAUAUGAAAAAACGAAGAAGAAACCGAAAAAGGUAAAUACCAUCCUGGUUGAGCAAUCCAAACCAUCUUCUGUAAAUACACUCAAUAAAACAGUGAAUCAUCAUAAUAAGGCUUCCAUAAAAUGGAAUAAUAACAUAAAAGAUAUUAGUGAAUUGGACACACCCACGAAUAGUGAAGUGUUUAAGGGAUUUAGGAAAGUGGAAAAUGCACAGUGA